AUGAGUAGUAUUACUUGGAUAUUGGAAGAAUUGCCGAUUCAAUAUUUUCACAGAACGCCCCUACACUUGGCUGCAUGUUCGGGUUCGGUUGAAAUAAUCGAAGAGUUGUUGAAGCAUAAUAGCAACCCCGAAAAGUGGGACGCGCACAGAAAGUGCACUCCGCUACACUGUGCCGCAGCAGCUGGGGAUGUCAAGUCCGUCAAGCUGCUGCUGAAAUCUGGCGCCAAUGUCGAUGCUGGUUUGUCGGGGAACAGCAUGGAACAUGAGAAAACUCCGCUGCACUAUGCAGUCCCAAACGAAGCCAGCGAUUGCGUAGAAGAGCUACUAAGGGCGGGUGCUUCUCCAAAUAAUUCAGUGGUUUACACAGAAACGCCGUUGCACGUUGCAGCUAGUUUAGGCUCGGCACGUUGCGUAGGUCUUUUGUUGAACUACGGUGCAGAUGUGAGGGUACAAUUUGGAAGUGCAAGAUCGACGCCUUUGCACUUAGCUGCGGAAGAAGGUAGCGCAGAUUGCACGAAGCUACUACUGGAAGCCGGAGCGCCGUGGGAUGCACAAAAUUCCAGAGGUCAGUCAAUAGUCGUUGGCCGAUUUCCAAUGUUUGGCCUUUAUAUACAAAUGUUCACACAAGUCGCGGUAAACUUUUUUAAAUUCCUUGGUGCCUAUCUAUGUUUAAGAAUCGGUUUUUCGUUAGGUUUUACAGUGAUUUGUAAGGACUACAAGUCAUUCGCGAAUCCAGGGGUGGGAUUGAUAAAAACAAUAGUAAUGAUGUCGGGAGAAUUGGAAUUUGACGACAUGUUCUGGAGUGGCGAGAAUGAAUCAAUCGCGCGUGGUGCUACUAUGCACGUCAUGUUCUUGGUUUUCGUUGUAUUGGUCACUGUGAUUUUGACAAAUUUACUGGUAGGUCUGGCCGUUUCUGACAUACAAGAGCUGCAGCGCUGUGCCGGCUUAGAGAGAUUGAUUAGAAGAGCUGAGCUGGUGGCGCACUUGGAAAGUUUGUUAUUCUCAAGACUUUUGGAUUAUACCUCGAUGAACAUAGUAAGGAUAUUUCGGUCACUCCCCUCUAGGGAGACUUUGACUGAGAAAUGGUCGCUGCCUCUAACGUCUUCUAGUCUGGACCAGCGAGCGAUCACACCGAUAUCGUUUGUGGAUAUUGUGAGGUCAGGAACGCUUCUCCUGCCUGGUUCCGGAUGGAUUCUUGUGUCCUCCCGUUUGGCCUCCAACAGAAGUAUCGUUCCCAGAACCACCACGCCAUCCAGGACGUUCCACAGGGUUAUGGACCUGUGA
This is a messenger RNA of Diprion similis, 1284 nucleotides long. Its product is annotated as transient receptor potential channel pyrexia-like. Gene Ontology annotation, cellular component: membrane. Lineage: Eukaryota; Metazoa; Arthropoda; Insecta; Hymenoptera; Diprionidae. Gene Ontology annotation, biological process: monoatomic ion transport; transmembrane transport. Gene Ontology annotation, molecular function: monoatomic ion channel activity; protein binding. The record is from RefSeq and is a predicted model, not a curated record.